AUGAUGCUAUAUAUCGAUCUAUCAAUAGCACAUCUGUGCGAAAAUAACAAUAUUAACCCUGCUGAAGAGGUUAAUGAACUUUGUGUUGAAACAAGUGACGGAACUUUCAAGACUCUGUGGUCAAUGAACAUUCUUCCUAAAUGGAAAUUGUUCUUGUGGAAGCUUCUUCACAAUGGUAUCGCUACAAAGGUUAAUCUUGGGCGAAGAGGGAUUCAACUUUCUGUGAUGUGUGACCUUUGUGGUGCAGCGGAAGAGGAUAUUCAACAUCUUUUUCGCUUUUGUGUUAUUGCUCAACAAGUUUGGAGUAGUGGAACUUUAGGUAUCCAUUCAGAACUCAACGAAACCAUGUCUUUCAAAGAAUGGUUUCUGUUUUAUAUCCGACUAUUCCAACGUCAGGAUGGAAAGAAUAGCCCAAGAUGUACUUACUUCAUUAGUACUAUUUGGGGUUUGUGGCUAGCUAGGAACAACCGCAUUUUUAGAAAUGAGGCUACCACUGUUUCAGUUGUUUUUGCUUUCAUUAAGAUUGGCUUGGAUCAACAUGGAAUACUACAACCACAGGUUAGGCCUUUUGUAAGGCAUCUGCAUCCACCAGAGGGGAAUAUUACUUUCCCACCGGGUUUCUUCAGGGUUAUUUUAGCUGGAGUUGAAGAUCAAGGUCCGAUUUCCACAAUUGUGAUUGAUGGUUCCUGGCACAAGAACACAAAAAAUGCAGGUAUGGGUUGGUUUCUUGAGAACCAACAUAUUCCGAAUGAUAGAAUUUUAGGGGGAGCUCAAGCAGGAACAUCAGAAUCUGCUCUUCAGACAGAGGUUUUGGCUUGUCUUCUCAGUUUACGGUGGGCAUCUCAAGCAGGGAUUGGAAGAGUUACAAUUCUUUCAGACUCUCAUCGGUUGGUUGAAUUGUUACAUUCGGAUGCUACUAUGGACAUUCAACUCAUUUGGACGCUUGCUGAAAUUCGGAGGACUGGCAAGACCUUUAACUGGUGUUGCAUCAAUAAGGUGGAUCGAGACCGAGUUCAAGAUGCGCAUGAUUUAGCGAAAGCGGCUUCAACCUAUCUUUUGUCUUUUAGUAAUUUUCCGUUUUCUUUUAGUUGUUUGUAG
Molecule: messenger RNA, 1098 nt
Organism: Spinacia oleracea (spinach)
Lineage: Eukaryota; Viridiplantae; Streptophyta; Magnoliopsida; Caryophyllales; Amaranthaceae
Exons: 1
Coding region: 1-1098 (365 amino acids)
Molecular function (GO): nucleic acid binding; RNA-DNA hybrid ribonuclease activity
Source: RefSeq, a predicted model, not a curated record